Molecule: messenger RNA, 6265 nt
Organism: Xyrauchen texanus (razorback sucker)
Lineage: Eukaryota; Metazoa; Chordata; Actinopteri; Cypriniformes; Catostomidae
Product: carboxyl-terminal PDZ ligand of neuronal nitric oxide synthase protein-like
Exons: 12
Coding region: 383-2482 (699 amino acids)
Molecular function (GO): nitric-oxide synthase binding
Source: RefSeq, a predicted model, not a curated record
AUGCGUGGGCACGGUUAUGGCGCUGGUGUGAAGUUGUUGGAAAUUGACAUGCCCAGGAAGCAGGAUUUAAGUACUACAACACCAUUUAGGACUACCCGCUGGAAUGGGAACAACUCAGCAGAUUACUAAUAUUUGGACACAGGCACCUUAAACCAGACGGGGAAAUACACACGUUUUGCGACUGCGGACUGUAGAGAGUGAUUUCUUCAAAAGUUGCUCCGUCAGAUGCUAUAGCACGCGUGAGAAAUAAGAGUAACCUCGGGCUUAAAACAGACAUGGAACGCAAGAGUUAGACUUAGACCUUACACCACCAAACUGUUGACUUCUCCUCGAGCUGUUUUUGUUUUUAACUGUGGCGAAAGACGUAUCAGAAAUAGUCACCAUGCCUGCCAAAACAAAAUAUAAUUUAGUCGAUGAUGGGCACGAUUUGCGGAUUCCUAUGCAUAACGAGGAAGCAUUCCAACAUGGAAUUAAUUUCGAGGCAAAGUAUAUCGGUAGUCUGGAUGUGGCUCGACCCAAUAGCCGUGUGGAGAUUGUUGCGGCCAUGAGGCGGAUAAGGUAUGAAUUUAAAGUGAAGAACAUCAAAAAGAAGAAAGUCAACAUCAUUGUGUCUGUCGAUGGGGUGAAGAUAGCACUGCGGAAAAAGAAAAAGAAAAAAGAAUGGACCUGGGACGAAAGCAAGAUGAUGGUGAUGCAAGACCCAAUUUACAGGAUAUUUUAUGUAUCACACGACUCUCAAGACUUGAAGAUCUUCAGUUAUAUUGCAAGAGAUGGACAGAGUAAUGUGUUUCGAUGUAACGUCUUCAAAUCAAAGAAAAAGAGUCAAGCCAUGCGGAUAGUACGGACGGUGGGUCAGGCCUUUGAGGUUUGUCACAAACUUAGCCUGCAGCACACCCAGCAGAACGCAGAUGGCCAGGAAGAUGGUGAUGCCGACAAGACCUGCACAGACUCUGGAUUACAAGGGCGGGAGCUGACAGGGGCUGAAAAGCCGGCUGCAGAGGAGACAGAUAUUGAUGCAGAGGAACAGCCCCUCCCAGACAGCACUAUAGACGAGUUCAAUCGUGGAGUCACUGACCUGGAUGCAGCCAAGAAAGAGGACAAAGUCACCAAGGACAUAAGGCCCUCUGAGGACCCCAAAAUCCUGCUUGCUUCCCCAAAGUUGCUUCUUCCAUCAGACAGUCAACUUCCAGCCAGCACCCCUCUGUCAGUGCACCACCAGCUCCAGCUGCUCCAGCAGCAGCUCACCCAACAGCAGCAGCAGACUCAGGUGGUUGUGGCCCAGGUUCAUCUGCUGAAGGAUCAGCUCUCCGCAGAGGCUGCGGCGAGGAUUGAAGCCCAGGCUCGAGUUCAUCAGUUGCUAUUGCAGAAUAAGGAUCUGCUACAGCAUAUUGCUCUCCUGGUCAAACAGGUUCAAGAACUGGAGCUCAAACUGUCUGGACAUGACUCUAUGGGAUCUCAAGACAGUCUACUGGAAAUCACAUUCCGUGCCAAUGUACCCCCAGUCCUGUGCGACCCCACCACCCCACGACCAGAGGACGGUGUCCUCUCUCCACUCAACGACGGGACACAGCUCGCCCUGCCACUGGGCAGUCCUAUAGUGGACCAAAGCAUGUUUGAGAACUCAAACUUUGCGGAACAGCCCAAACAGAAUUCUCGUCCAGCGGGCAACAUCGGCAGUCCAGCAGCCUCCACAGACCUCUCUGCUCUGGCAGGAUCAAAAACAGGUGGCAGCCAGCACCUGAAAAAUGCCCUCAACUUGGGCAAAGCCAUGGGAGCAAAAGUAAACGACUUGCUUCGCCGAAAAGAUCCCAACAGCCUUGGAGACAUCGGAGUCACAGAGGUCAAUAAGAACGUGGAGGCAGUGUGGUCCAGCCUGGCUGAGAUGAGCCACAGUACAGCAGGGAACAGUCACAUCUCUCUGGACUCCUUCCCUCGGUUAGAUCCCCCACCUCCCACUGGCAAAAAGCGCCUUCCACGUGCCCUGAAGACCACCCAGGACAUGAUGAUAUCUUCUGACCCUGUAGUAGCCUCCCCAGAUUCGUCCUUCAUCUCCUCACCUGACAAGACUCCCCUCAUCUCCAAAGAUAAAGCACCGCUUCAGCCAGAAUCAAACCCUGAUGAGCCCAACCUAGAGAAUCCUUCAGAACCUAGUGACCGUGUCAACAGCCAGAUGGAGAAGCCCAAUUUUCAGCAAAAUAAUGAGCCCACAGCUGUGGUGGCGGAUGGGCUUAAAGAGGAAAACGCUGAGGAUGUAGAUCAACCACUGCUUUCUGUUCCUGAUCUGAUUCACAAAGACAAUCUGGACCCAAAACAGAAAUUAGCCAUUUCAGAAACUAGAAUGGCUUCCACCCCUUGCCCAGGCAAAGGAGGAUGCCGCAUUAGCGUCACUGAGGGGGAAAUGUUGGGAAACGGCUCAGUGGAUUACCGGACCCUCAGCUUGGAGAGUGAGGAAUCCCACCCCGACCUGCUCUCAUUUGAAUAACCUAACCUUCUCUCCAUGAUCACCCCCAUUCACCAUCAGUUUUCAAGAGACAAUAUGUGUGACUGGAGCGCAGGAUUCUCCAGACAUCAACAAUGGGGGAAAAUCAGUAUGCAUUGAGAAGACAAGUCAAAAGUGGCUAUGAAUCGGUCUAUAAAACUGGCCAGAUGUUGUUCUACUUUACCUUUUGUACAUUUCAUUUUGCCUUCUAUAGCAAAGUAUCACUGAUUGUACUUUCUUUGUACCUGAAAUCAUACAAAUGAUGAAAAUAACUUUCAUCUGUUUUAUUGUAGUACCAUAAUGACUUUGAAAGAUUGUAUUGUAAAAUAUUUGUGGACCUGUUCACAAAAGAACCAUGAAAAGUAAUUUAAUAGAAACCAAAGUCAAAACUACACUGUAAUACCUCCAAAAAGCUGUCUUUUCAGUCUCUGACUUGGGCAGCAUUUCAUGUCUUAUACUGUAUAUGUUCGUCUUUAUUUCAUAUCAGUUUGUUUUUAUAAGCAAGGCAGUUCCACUUUAUAUAUAGUAUAGGUGUCUUUAACUACCAUGUACUUAUACACUUAAGUGUGAGGGGUGAUGUUUUGGGUUGGGUUAGGAUCUCUACAUAACUCCAAAUAAAGAAGAUAUAUGAAUAUUGCAUAUGAAUCUCACAUGCUUCUCACAGAAUGAGGGUUACCAUCUAACCACCCCACCCUAAAUGCAUGUAUAGUGUAACAACCUGUAUGUAAACAAGUACAUUGUAUCAAAUGUAAUUAAACACACCUAAUAUAAAGUGGGGCCGUAAUGGUUUAAUAGUUUAUAUUUUAUUUUACAAGACUUUAGUUGUAUAAGUUGUAUGACCACAUUUCUGACCUUGGCUCAACACUGUGCUCACAUUUCAUAAUCUUUGCCAGUAAGAGCAAAUGCACAACUGACCUUGGAUUAGUCUAUAAAGUAUUAUGCACCUAAGGCCAGCAGUAUGCAACUGCUUCAUUUUUGUAUUUGGCCUAGCAUUUCAUCUUUUGCAGGACACAUUUCACAAUGACAUCUAGAUCGAUGAGAAAAUAUAGGGUUCUCUACCUUUGUAAGAAGUGUCAUAAUGAUUAUCUUCAAGGUGAUGAUGGCUCAGUCAACAUGAAGGCAUGCAGAGGGGCUCUAAAAUUCCCUGGAAUGCCAUAACUCAACACUAAUCUCAAUCCUUGUUCUCUUGUUUGUGUAGACAGUCUGACUCCCAUGGCAUUCUCUCAGGGCUGUUCUUUAUACCAGACAAUAGAUUCUCUAAGGAGAAUUCAGGACAAAUCUAUAGCUAGCAAUGCAGAUAUUUACACCCAUUAUUUAUGGAGAUAUAUUGUGAUCCUGAGUAUAUGUAAAAGUACUAAGAUGUUUUAACUUCAAGCUACACAUACUGAUCCAUGGCAAUUAAAUAGUUAUGCAAUAAGUCAGUGAUGAAACAGUGUAUGUGAAGGAUUAUUGAACUAAAGUGUACGGAGUACGUUUCUAAAAAAUAACUUAAAGGGAUAGUUCACCCAAAAACAAAAAUUCUGUCAUCAUUUACUUGCCUUCAUUUAGCUCCAAAACCAUAUUACUUUUUUCUACAGAGAAAGAAUGACAAAUGACAGAACUUUUAUUUUUGGACGAGCUAUCCCUUUAAAGCUGCAAAUCCUAAAAUGUGGUAAUGAAAUUGCUGUUAUGCAUCAAGCAAAUGAAACAUGUGUGAAAGAUAUUUAACAUGGGUUUUGAGUUGAUUUAUGUUAAAUAACUUGAGUGCAUUAGAUGUACAGUAUGCAAUGGCAACAAAGCAUUAACUCAUUCAGGCGCUUUAUGAAUUAGAUCUGUUUCUGUAUGAUAAUAUGUCUUGGUUACACUACCAUUGUGAUGUCUACUUUUAUGUGUAAUGAUGCAUAAUGAAUCAAUGUUCUCUUAUUGGAUAGUGUGAACACUAAAAUGAGAUUUCAAAGAGUGGAGCUGAUAUUGUUUUAAUAGGUAAUAAGAUAUGAAGUUAGUGUGGGGGGGUUUGUUUGUUUUUUUUAAUCUUCUGUGAUGCCUUUAUAACCAUUGUGUGUAUGUGGUGGGGAAACUACAAUGAAUGAAUGAAAAAUAUAUUUAUCUUGCAUUAUAUUUUAGCCAUUGGUUUCUUACACAUUUGAAUUGUUUUUAGGAUUGAGAAGAUUCCUGAUGGAAAAGAAGAAUGUUGUAACUUCUGUGUGAUUGAUUAAAGUAAUGUUCCGGGGUCAGUACAAGUUAAGCUCAGAGAUUAUUUAGCAGAGACGGGCCACUUCUAUUAAAAUAAAUGGGAGAAAUUGGAACGCCAAUGUAUGCAAGCAGAGAAAAUCUUGUUUUUAGCGUAAUCUGAUGUGAAGAAGCACAAUUUAUGAAACGUUGUCUGAUUUUACUGCUGAAUUGAAAUAUGUUCUUUGAUCAUAAUCUUGACCAUACCUUUUGGAGAUUUCAGUCUUUUCCCAUUUAAGUAGACAUGAACUGAAAGACUUAGGCUCAAGCAACAUUAUUUUUGGCAUAAUGUUGGUUACCAUAAUUUAUUUCUACUCAUACCUCCUUUUCUUUAAAAACAAUAAAAUAAAAACAAUGUUGCAGUUAGGCACUUACAAUGGAAUUGAAUGGAGACAAUGAAAGUGAAUGUGGCCCAUUUAUGGAGGGUUUAUAAAAGCACUUGCAUUAAUUCCUCUGUUAAAAUGUGUGUAUUUGUUAUUAUUUGCUGUAAAGUUGUUUAAAUUGAGUUUUAGGGUUUAUUGACAUUACAUCAUCAUGGUAACGAAGUUGUAAAAUAUGCUUUAACUUUACACAGAAAAUUUUAGUAAGUGAUUUUAUCACACAAAUCAUGUUUAUGUGCAUGUACUUUAUGUCUUAUGACUGUACUUUUGAAACAGUAUUUGAAUGUUUAAAAAUUGGCCUCCAUUCACUUCCAUUGUAAGUGACUCACUGUAACCUCGAUUUUUCCUUUUUUUAAAGAAAAGAAGGGACGAGUCGAAUGACAUUUUUGUGGUUAUCAGCAUUAUGCCACAAAUGCUUUCAACUGGGCUUAACUUGCAUUGAACACAGAACAUUCCUUUAAUGUAUUUUAUUUGUUUACUUUUUGUCAAUGGUCCCAUAAUUUUUUACAGUUCCCAAUAUGAAUGAAGGAAAGAAAAAGAAUGUUGAAGGAAAAACGCAUGUAUAUGAAGGUUUUAUGAGUACACUGAAAUGUAUUUAAGGAUAUCACAUGUUUAAGCUGGCGAUAUUAAAGUGAUUUUUCAUUAUGCAAACUAUCUGCUCAUGAUGCAGUUCGGGCCUGCGUGCUUUUAUUCUUGGUAAAUGGUUUUAUUAUUUUUCUUUCAAGGCAAUUUACACAACAGAAUUUUCAGGGUCAUAGCCUCUGCAAUUAAAUGCUUGACUUAAGGGCUUGACAGCAAUAAAGUCUUCUAAAUAAAGGGAUUGAACCUUAAAGCCUGUGUUAUCAGCACUGACACUAAACCAUGAGGUUACCCCCACCCUUUGCCCAGACAAAAUUGUCUGUAUAUCUCAAUCCACCCUGUCAACCAUAUCAAACACCGUUAUUAUUUAAAAAUGUAUGUACUCUGCUUAGCACUUUCACACUGCCAAAAUGUAUCAGCUCAUUAACUACCUGAAAAUACAUAGUUUUAUAUACAAGUUUUUAGGCUUUGGUUAUUUGGAGUAGGCCAUUUUUUGAUGUGUUUUGACCUGGCCUGUCCACUUCCUCUCUUACAAGCAAAAUGUAUUUACAUUUUCAAACAAUUUACCUCAUGAUUUUAAAAUAUGUGUGGUCUUCAGACAGCUGCUCCAAAAACCUGU